AUGUUGGAGAAGAAGCUCUCGGAAAGGAAAUCAUUCACGGUUGACACGGGAAAUCUUGCACAGUAUACUGAACUGAUGAUGAAGCGCCACGUGAACUCGUCGGCCGAGCUCACUGCCGCUUUCGCUAAAUUCGCUAAAGAGGGCCCCGGAAAGCUGAAUCUCGACUCUGAGCCGAUCUCGCUCUCUGCGUGCGAUUUGGAUGACGUUGACAAAGCUGAUAUCAAGACAACUCUGAAAGUAUUCCUGCCGACUUUCUCGCCGAAACUCACCCCGGAGGCUGUCGAAUUGUCCCUUCGCGAGUUGAAACUCGGCUCGAUCUCUCAAGUUAUUCUUCAAUUUCCCAAGCAACAAGAGGACAUGGAAGACGAGAAAUGGCUGGAGGCAGUGUUGCGAGUAUGGUGUCCGCUCGAGAAAAUGGCUGAAAAUGGAAAGAUUCACGUGUUGGGCGUGUCGGACACCGACGUCGAGCGUUUGCGUUUAUUGUGCGAGAAUGCGGAGAAAGAUCCGCCGAAAAUCGAUCACUACAGUAUCGAUGGAUGUUGCGCGGUUCCCAGCGAGUUAGUCGAGUUCGCAAAAUUGCACGACAUUCAACUCCUUACUCACAACGACGCGCGCACUUUCGAUUUAUGCCCGAAUUUUAAGGAGGAAAGCGUGAAAUUGUUUGGCGAAUCAAUUCGAGAUUUCACCGUUACUUGGGCGGCACGUUACACGAUUUGGUUGCGCAGUCGCUCGGUGAUGGCCGCUAAGGGAUAUUUAGUGCAUUUCGAGAAAGAGAUUCAG
Molecule: messenger RNA, 780 nt
Organism: Mesorhabditis belari
Lineage: Eukaryota; Metazoa; Nematoda; Chromadorea; Rhabditida; Rhabditidae
Source: the annotation of a GenBank genome assembly